AACUCAAGACAUCUCCAACACUUUUUCUAGGGUUAAGCUGUCGUCUUAUUUAAAACCCGGAGAAGGACUGUCAGUUCAUCUCCCUCUCUCUUCUCUUUUCCUCUCUGUUAUAAAUCAGGAUUCUAAGGAAAACAAAAAUAUAUACACGACUCAGCUUAUAUUUUUCCAAUAGAGAAAAUUCGAUGAUUUGAGUUUAGUUUUUUCUUUCUCGAAAGGUGUCUUGACAGCCCGUCUUUGUCUCAGUAGAGUCUUUAUUAGAUGAAGCAAAGAUACUUCUUUGCAGAAGAAGAGAGAGAAUAGUGUCUUCGAGCUAUAUUACUGCACGUAUUAGUUGUAGAUAGAUCCCGAUCGAACGUUGCUACUCAAACGAUCACGGUCUUGAUAUAACCAUUAACUAGUUCUCGAUCUCCAUAUAUUCCAACCAAACAAGAUGAAGAGAUCGCGUGGGAGCUCUGAUUCUUUGUCCGGUUUCUUACCAAUUUGCCACUCUGCAACAGACAAACAAUUAAGUCCAAGACCAACAGCCACCGGAUUUCUCUAUUCCGGCACCGGAGACUACUCCCCGAUGUUCGACUGUCUAGAAGAUGGAAGUCUAGAGGAUAUCGCCGUCGGACACGUGUCGUGUACGGCGGCAACGGAGAAAAAGCGGCGGUUGAGUGUAGAGCAAGUGAAAGCAUUGGAGAAGAAUUUCGAGAUUGAUAACAAGUUAGAGCCCGAGAGGAAAGUGAAGCUGGCUCAAGAGCUUGGGCUCCAACCGCGACAAGUGGCGAUAUGGUUUCAGAACCGCCGUGCUCGGUGGAAGACAAAACAGCUCGAACGUGAUUACGGCGUUCUUAAGUCAAACUUUGACUCACUCAAACGCAGCCGCGACUCGCUUCAACUUGAUAACGAUUCUCUCCGUGCAGAGAUUAAAGAGCUAAGAGCAAAACUAAACGUGGAAGGGAUCAGCAGAAGCAAUAGUAACGCGUCAACAGAAGAAAACAUCUUUUUAAAGGCUGAUGAAACCGUGAUGCCUAAUAACGAAGUCUUAGAGCUAAACCAGCUUCCUUCGCAACCACUGCCACAUAUUCCAACGGAAGCUCCGGCAUCGGAGCUUGCAUACGAGAUGUUUAGCAUUUUCCCACGUACCGAGAUCUUCAGAGAAGAUCCUGCUGAUAGUAGCGACUCAAGCGCUAUUCUGAACGAAGAGUAUAGUCCCACGGCGGCUGAAGCGGCCGCGGCUACGGCGGUUGAAAUGUCAACGAUGGGAUGUAUUGGCCACUUUGUGAAAAUGGAAGAGCAUGAAGAUUUGUUUAGUGGAGAGGAAGCUUGCAAGUUGUUUGCAGAUAAUGAGCAGUGGUAUUGCUGAGGAUAAAUUUGAAAUUUUUGAAAUUUGUAGGGCACUUAUGAAAAUGUUUCUCAAGUGAUAUGGGGUUGGGAAAUUUAAUUGCUUAAAUGGCGGGGUCUUAGUUGAGGAGGGGAAAUAAGUAAGUAUGAGGAUAACAAGUAAAAGAAAAAAAAACGAAAUAUCGCAUGCGGUUUCAUGCA
This is a messenger RNA of Raphanus sativus (radish), 1527 nucleotides long. Its product is annotated as homeobox-leucine zipper protein ATHB-5. Gene Ontology annotation, molecular function: DNA-binding transcription factor activity, RNA polymerase II-specific; sequence-specific DNA binding. Gene Ontology annotation, cellular component: nucleus. Bases 431 to 1348 code for a protein of 305 amino acids. The transcript has 3 exons. Gene Ontology annotation, biological process: positive regulation of DNA-templated transcription. NCBI's taxonomy places the organism in Eukaryota, Viridiplantae, Streptophyta, Magnoliopsida, Brassicales, Brassicaceae. The record is from RefSeq and is a predicted model, not a curated record.